This is a messenger RNA of Hypoxylon fragiforme, 687 nucleotides long. RefSeq lists its product as uncharacterized. The coding region runs from base 273 to 569 and encodes 98 amino acids. The record is from RefSeq and is a predicted model, not a curated record. Lineage: Eukaryota; Fungi; Ascomycota; Sordariomycetes; Xylariales; Hypoxylaceae. The transcript is spliced from 2 exons.
CCCAACCUGGCUCCUGCAAUCCCAUAUCAUGUUCAAGCGCAGCGCAGAGCGCUCCGCGAUAUCGCAAAAAUCCGCCAGCUUGCGCUCGAUGCCGUUGAUGAUCGACGUCAUCGCCAGGUCGCGCUGGUGCGAGUACCGCGUGUAGACGCCCCAGUUGGCGGGCAGAGGCGCCGGGGCGGCUUUCAGCUCUGGGCACCCGAGGGUUGUGUUCAUUACUUGGUCGCUGGCGAUUCUGUUAGCUUCCCAGGUACACAAGGAAUAAAUUCGUAUGUAUGCAUGACUCAACGGCACGCCAUGUCAUGUCAUGGAAGGCUUGGUGGGAGAGGGAUGAUGUGGAAGAAGUGUUCCCUGCGUGGGAAACAUUCAUCCGCACCCUUCAACUAGAAGCCAAGAUGCGAAAGAUUCUAUUCCCGUACAUCAUGUUGACCAACUCGGACCACAACCAACAAGUCAUUUCAUCCUACGGAGAAAAGAGCGUGUCCCGCCUUCACCAGAUCCAGGAGACGUACGACCCGAACCUGGUGUUCCAGCGCCUUGUGACCGGCGGCCAAAAGAUCCCGCUUAUUUGAUUUAUUUAUUUCUUCUUCCUCUAUCUGCCUACGCUAGAUUCCCGAUAGACAAUGUCGCGCAUGAGAGGAGCACACAUUUUUAAUUCAUGAGAUGAGCAACGUUUAUAUCAUGAGAAGA